Caenorhabditis auriculariae is the source of this 1569-nucleotide messenger RNA. The record is from the annotation of a GenBank genome assembly. NCBI's taxonomy places the organism in Eukaryota, Metazoa, Nematoda, Chromadorea, Rhabditida, Rhabditidae.
AUGCGUCGCUUCGCCUGCGGCUGUUGCUUCAUCUCCCUGUCCGGCGUCCUUCUGCCGCUGCUCGUCGUUCGUUGGCUUGUUUUGACAGAUAUCCAAGGACCACUCCGGUACGAGGUAAACACUUUCCUCUUGUUUCUUCUUUCCUAUUUUUGAAAUUUGUUUCUAACUGAAAAGUGAUAAGAUGCAAAAAUGUUUCAAUUUUCAAAAAAGAAGUUUAUUUUUUGCAGAACGUGACAUCAGAAAGAGAAGCAUUUGUCCGCGAAGUCUACGCUGAGUUGAACUUUCGACGGCAGCACGGGGUCUUCAGAGACCGUCUCGACGACGUCGCCAGCGUCGCCGAGCUGAACUCAGAUCCUUUGCCUGAGGCUCUCCAUCCCAACGUUCCUCAGCAAGAUUUGUGCUCUUCGCCGAAGUUCUGCGCGGCCAGCUUGACCGAAAUGAAAGCAACUUUUGCGGUAAUCGAUGCCUUUUCAUUCAAAAAAAAUAGUCCAAUCGAAAGAUCUCAGCUAGACGGAAACUAACAGCCUGUCUAGCGCCUAAGUCCAUGUCGACGGUCAUGUCCGCCAUCUUGUGCUUCCUGGAGAGACCAGCAGAGUUUGUGGCGGCAGGCAGGAGUUUGCUCCUAGAACGGAACGAUAUAAGGUCAUCGAACUCCUUCAACUACGUGAACUUGUUUUUAUUUUUGCAGAUUCUGUGGUGCCGUGAACAUAUUUGAUUCAAAGGGUGGGAUACGGCAGAAACUGAAAAUAGACGAAAAGACGAUGGAGAGCGAGUGGAAAACGAUUGCUGUGUUCCGAGAUCCCGUCGACCGAUUCCUCAGCGGAUUCGUCCAGCGCUGUGUCCAGUGAGGCUUACCAGGGACCUCGGUCGAAGAAUCUGUUGAGACUGCGCAAGAGCGACUGUGGCGGCUGUCGCUACAACAUGACCUGCUUCCUCGAAUAUCAACUGCAGAGGUUCUUUAAAAUCUUAAUCUGGAAAUCGAUAAAGAAGCGUAAAAAAUUUACAGUUUUUUUUUUUCGAAUUUGUCAAGCUGAGUUUUUUUUUUGUGGACUCCGUGUUAAAAAAAAAGAUUUGUUUCAGGGCUAUACAACACUCACACGUUGCCGAAAUAAGUCUGAACGAAGAAGAUCUGCAUUUUUUUCCUCAACGAUGGUCUUUUUCUCUAUCAAUUUUGGAAAUUGAAGUUUUUUCUAGGUUUUGUCCACUCGAUGAAAACAUUUCUUAUUUGAAAUACUCGGCCGAUCCGAAAAUCUCACUGAUUUCACAAAUUGAGGCUGUUCUGAAGGAGCGAGGAGUAAGUAGCUUUUUCUGAGGGAGAUGGAACUUUUCCAAGGUGGAGCCAGAAUGGAUUUCCUACGUGAGUGAGUCUCUCUCCUCAGACAGGACGGCUCAUUCGACUUACAACUCGGCAGUUCGUCAGUUCCUCGAGAAGAGGAUCAAAAGCAGUCCUUAUUUGUUGGAAUUGUUGACGAGGUUGUUCAGUUUCUCUUUUCCUAUCAACAACUUCGUUUCAGGCUCACGUAUCCCGACUACGCGAUUAUCAACUCUUUGAAGUCAGAUUCUGGAUAA